GAGAGAGAGAGAAAAAGAGAGAGAGAGAGAAAGAGAGGAAAAGAAAGCAAAAUUCAUUUUUAGUUUCCUUCGAUCUUCUGAUCAAAGCAAGCAUGAAGUGAACAAGUGUUUUUGGAGUGGUCAUAAGUGCAACAAAUGAUGGCUGGAAACCCUAACUGGUGGAGCAGCAUGCAUCCACCGUCUCUCUUCCCUUCUCAAUAUGUGCAGCUUGGAUCUUCUAAUUCACUCCCUCUGAAUUCUUUGCCUGAGCAUAACCUAGAGCCUCCACAGUCCUGGAGCCAAUUACUUUUGUACCUCUCUCUCUCUCUGGGUGGAUUGUCCAGCCAAGAAGAUGGCUUCGGUACUCUAAGUCAUUUUCAACCUAAAGGCAGGUUGGAAAAUUGGGAGGAGGACCAAAUCUUGAUACCACAAUAUCCAAGGGCUCCUGUUGUUGAUUUUAUAAAGCAAGAGUCUAAUUCCCAGAACAGCAUUAACUUGUGCAAUAAUCCUCAUGGAGAUGAAGAAUUUCAGCUGGCACCAAGCAGCAGGCCUGUUUGGUCCCCAGUUCAAAUCAUGCCAGUUUCUUCCCCUAGGUCUUGUGUCACUAGUUUAAGCAAUAAUAACAUCUUGGACUUCUCCUAUAACAAAGCUGACAAUAAGAGGAACCAACAUGCAGAUCACUCAUCUGAGUGUAAUAGCACUGCCACUGGUGGGAUGUGCAAGAAGGCUAGGGUUCAACCAUCUCCAAGCCAACCACCUCUAAAGGUGAGGAAGGAGAAGCUAGGUGAUAGAAUAACAGCCCUUCACCAACUGGUAUCCCCAUUUGGAAAGACUGACACUGCUUCAGUCUUGCUAGAAGCCAUUGGGUAUAUCAGAUUCCUUCAGGGUCAAAUUGAGGCCCUCAGCUCCCCUUACUUGGGCAAUGCCUCAAAAAACAUGAGGAACCAACAGUCUGUUCAAGGAGAAAGGAAUUGUACAUGUGUAUUUCCUGAAGACCCUGGUCAGCUGUUGAAUGACAACUGCCUGAAAAGAAAAGGUGCUCCAAACCAGCAUCCUUCAUCACAAGAUAAAGCAAAGGAUCUAAGAAGUAAAGGGUUGUGCUUGGUUCCUGUGUCUUUCACUCAACAUGUUGGGAGUGACAAUGGAGCUGAUUACUGGGCUCCGGCUUACGGGAGUGGGUUUUAGGUUUAAUUUAACGAUUUAAGCACCCCUAGUACUGUUUUAGUACCGUAGGAGUAGUAGUACCGCAGCAUAUAGUACGGAGCUUUUGUAGAAUGGGAUAACAUUAUGAGCAGUCACUCUGUUGCAAUUUGAAUUAAGGUUGAUUGCUCAUCAUGCUAUGCAUUCUAAAUUAGAAUUUGUGUACUAUAUUGCUAGCUAUUCUACUGCUCAUUUACUAAUUAAAUAAAAGCUCAAUCCAA
Molecule: messenger RNA, 1400 nt
Organism: Prunus mume (Japanese apricot)
Lineage: Eukaryota; Viridiplantae; Streptophyta; Magnoliopsida; Rosales; Rosaceae
Product: transcription factor bHLH68-like
Biological process (GO): regulation of transcription by RNA polymerase II
Cellular component (GO): nucleus
Molecular function (GO): DNA-binding transcription factor activity, RNA polymerase II-specific; RNA polymerase II cis-regulatory region sequence-specific DNA binding; protein dimerization activity
Source: RefSeq, a predicted model, not a curated record